AUGCAGUACAUUUUGGAAAAAGAACGACAGAUCCAGAAGGAAAUCGAUGACUUGCAAAAGGAGAAGGAACUUUUGCAUUUGGAGGAACUGGUUGCAAAAACUAGGCAGAAGGCUGAAGAUGCCAGGAGUAAAGGAGAGCCUGUUAAAUCUGGAGUUGAUAGGCGUGGGAAGAAUAGAAUUUUUGAUAGCAAAUUCAAAGUUUUGGAUGAAAUUAGUGAGUUGGAUGAUUGUGUUGAACGUUUGGAACGACUUGCUGAGGAAGCUAGGAAGGAGGAUGGUGUCGAGGCUUGUCUAAAACCCGAGGCUUGUCUAAAACCCGAGGCUUGUUUAAAACCCGAGGCUUGUCUAAAACCCGAGGCUUGUCUAAAACCCGAGGCUUGUCUAAAACCCGAGGCUUGUCCAAAACCUUUGGGCGCCCACCAAAAAUUAUUUGGUGAGUUAACACCGCACCAACGUUUGAUGAAGGAAAUUGAAGAGAUUGAGAAGUUGAAGUACCCACUUUCAAGAAGUAUAGACCAGGAUUUUUAUGAACUUAAGAAGACAUCGGAGGAACCUGAACCGCCAAAUCCUUUCAAGAAGUACUUUGAUAAAGAUUUCAACAGUUCAGAAUUAAUCCCUAAUUUCUCCAGUAUUAGGAAAAGUUAUUCGCACCAAGAUAUCUCCCAGACCAGCAAAAAAUUUGUUACCACAAGUGCACCAAACACACCACAAAAACAAACCAAAAAGUUAGACUUGAUAUCACCAGAAGAGCGUUUACGUGACCAAAUGUACUCAGAAUACAUGUCCAAAGUAGCUGAACGUGAAAAUCGUAAACACCUACACGUCAUAAAAUUAUCCAAACAUCACCAAGAAUUAGAACAUACUGAAACCUCCAAAUUGAAAGCCAAGAUUGAGAUCAACAUGUCUGCACAAAUCGAGAACGAGUUUAUGGAAAAAGUUAGGAAACGUUGUGAUAAAUUUGGACUCCAAAAUGCGGAAGAUGAGGCCCAAGAAGACUUGGCACAAUCUGUACCAAACUUGAAAGUAUUCGAUGGUGUUGGUGUUGAUAUCUGUGAUGGUACCAAGUUGCCAAAACAUUUGCUGGAAUUUGCAAAACUGGGGACAGAUGAUAAAUCACAAAACCUGGCAUGCACUCACGAGCAAGUCACGGUAAACCAAAGGGUUGCUCCUGCAAAACCUAAAAGUGAAUUUACUGAGGUUGUGGAGUUCCAAAAUUUGAUGUCCGACGUGUCCGAUGAAGAGGCGUCUAAACUUUUCGAUCUUCUGGUCAAGGAAGAAAAACAAAACAAGUACCAGGAUGUUGAGGAUAUUCGGAAGGAAGAGGAGCGUUUGGUGAAAGUUGUCCAUCAGGAUGUUGAGGAUUUUCCUGGAGCCAUCAGGAAGGAAAAAGAGCAUUUGGUGAAAGUUGUCAGGAAAGAAGAGCAGAAAUUGGUGGACGUUGUCCAUCACGAUGUUGAAGAUAUCCCUGAAUCCAUCAGGAAGGAAGAGCGGCAUUUGGUUGUCCAAAAGGCGAAUGGUGAGUCAAGACUUAUCAGAAUGAGAUAUUUUGGAAUCGUGGCUUUUGUUGCUGUGGUUUUGGGAUGGAAACUUGCUAAAAAUGCCUUGAAAUAA
Ctenocephalides felis (cat flea) is the source of this 1611-nucleotide messenger RNA. RefSeq lists its product as uncharacterized. The coding region runs from base 1 to 1611 and encodes 536 amino acids. The transcript has a single exon. The record is from RefSeq and is a predicted model, not a curated record. Lineage: Eukaryota; Metazoa; Arthropoda; Insecta; Siphonaptera; Pulicidae.